UGCUCCCUUGUGACAUCUCGAGCUUGUUCGGUUUCGAUAGCUGUCGUCGUCAAUAUCACUUUACUGAGCUUCGCCACACAGUAUCACAGCGCAAUUACAACCGUCUCUCACUAGGACAGUCAUUCUGCUGUGUCUUUUCACGACACAAUUCCCUCCCCACCAAACGGCAGCAUGGAGAAAGAAGUGCUGCUUACAGAAGAACCCCAAACGGAUCCAAUCUCACAGCGCAGCAGCUAUCAUGACGAGACCGAUUCUGCCAACUACACGGUGGAAGUGUUAUCAAAACGCAAAGCGCGUCACGGCCGGAUAUGGUCAACUAUUGCGAAGAUGGCGCUCAUACCGGCCGCUGUCGUGAUAUUCUACCUCGGAAGGGCUACCCACGACAUGACGCCCGGGUACCCUCCCGAGCCGGUUUCCCUAGGCAAAUGCUCCCCGGACUGGAAGGUAUCCAAAGCCCGCGGCUGCGUGUACGACUUCGUACUCUCGACGUGGAUGCACCCGCGAUGCUUUAACGAGGACAUGCACGAACGGUACCUCGGCUACAUGAAGUGGCGGAACACGACGUUCUGGUACGAGCGAGAGCGGAUCAACGAGGUCCCCUUCGACGUGGCGGCCAAGGGCGAGCACGGGGAGAUAUUCACAGACGGCACGGUUCACCACAUGCAUUGCAGCUACGUCUGGGACAGGAUCACGUAUGCCUCACACUUCAACCCCCGGGUUCUCGACUCCCUUUGCAGAGAUCCGAAACACGUCGAGCACUGCAUCUUGUACAACGGGAUCCCUCAGUCUUGGGAGAUUGACUUGCCAAACAUCACGCGAGUCUACAACGAGCCCCAUGAAGUAGACUGUUUGAUUGGAUAAGGGGUUUGAUUGUUCUUCGACGGAUCU
Colletotrichum destructivum is the source of this 888-nucleotide messenger RNA. RefSeq lists its product as uncharacterized. Lineage: Eukaryota; Fungi; Ascomycota; Sordariomycetes; Glomerellales; Glomerellaceae. Bases 172 to 861 code for a protein of 229 amino acids. The record is from RefSeq and is a predicted model, not a curated record. The transcript has a single exon.